Messenger RNA from Cydia fagiglandana, 3376 nucleotides. RefSeq names its product golgin subfamily A member 7. The transcript has 4 exons. Gene Ontology annotation, biological process: peptidyl-L-cysteine S-palmitoylation; protein targeting to membrane. The record is from RefSeq and is a predicted model, not a curated record. Gene Ontology annotation, cellular component: palmitoyltransferase complex. Lineage: Eukaryota; Metazoa; Arthropoda; Insecta; Lepidoptera; Tortricidae. Bases 183 to 665 code for a protein of 160 amino acids.
CUCACUGACGUUUAGUUUAUGAUUUACUAUAGUCUUGUUGUAAAUUGUAAAUCAAAAACCAGUGAUUUCGUGAUUUCUAGCGUUUCUAACGUUUUUCCAGGUGUUAAAACAGCAACUAGACAUGCAAUAACAUUGUUUUGACCUAUAUUACUUGUGAUUUGGACAUUGGAUUGUGAGUAAUCAUGGCGAAUAAUCGUAUCCCCUCUGGCCCUAAUACGCCUGGUAGCCAACAGACUCCUACCCAACAAGGAAUAAAGAUAUUUAUCCAAAGAGACUAUUCUGAAGGCACGGCAGUUAAAUUCCAGACUAGAUUUCCUCCGGAACUAGAAGAUCGAAUUGAACGACAAACCUUCGAGUAUACUAUGGAAAGAUUGAAUGAGCAUUUUGAGAUGGCGGAGACAGCGGACUGCAGUACAUAUUGCGAAGGCUGUUUGGCGUGUCUCACGGCGUACUUCAUCUACAUUUGUACUGAAACACAUUAUGAAAAGCACCUCCGGAAAGUGUCAAAAUUCAUAGCGACCCAAAACGAGCGGGUGUACAACCCCAAAGGCAUCCACAUCACCGACCCCAUCCUCCGGGGGCUCCGGGUCAUCGAGAUCACUAUUAUCGACAUGCCCAACUAUCAGAGUCCCACAGGGAACUCCAAUCAGAUCCGACACACUUGACCACCACAGGAGAAUCGGGAGUUCUUCAUGUAACAGUUACGGUACUGGUUUUAAACACGUUUAUGCCAGUAAACAAUGUGAUUUUUGGAAAUUUUAACUAAAUAAGGUAAUGGCUUUUGGAAAGUUGAAAUAAGGUUUUGGUUGCGCUACGCAAAAAAUGUGGCAAGAUAGAAGUCAUUGUAAUUUUAAAUAAAAGCGGGUUUAGUCCUUUUCCAGGCAUAGUACGAUUUAUCGACCACAUACGCGCCACUAGAAUUUCAACUUUAGCGUUCCGAUUUAAGGUCCAAAUUAGAUUUUUUGGGAAUCAUCAAAGGGGCUAUUCAUAAAUUACGUCAUUUCAAAUUAGGGGAGGGGGGGUCUGGACAUCGGAUGACGGUAGCAUGAAGUAGGACUAGGAAAUGGAGUCAUUUGAAGCAUGAUUUUUUGAUGAUUAUAGGGGAGGGGGGGUCAAAAAUCGUCAAAAAUCGAUGACGUAAUUUAUGGACAGCCCCAAAGCUGGAUUAAUUGGAAUAUAUUAGGAUAUUUCGGGAAAACCUUGUAGACUGGCGGCCAGGAAAAGGCAAUGUAUUGGCCUGUGCCAAUUCUUGGCUUGCCAAAGAUUCUUUAGGAUGCGACUGCAAACCCUAAGAUGAAGAGAGUUUAUAUAAGAUAUAGGUAUUCAAGUAAGCUUUGUGGCAAUCAUAAAAUUUAUGGUGUUGAGCAUUUAUUUUUAUUUUUACACGCGACUUCGUAUUAAAGUGAAGAACUAUGACGACCUUAGAGAAUAUAACCAACGGAGUGGUCAUUAACAGGCGUUCCCCUCUGUCGAAAAAAGGCGGCCAAUGGUCAACCACAUGUCAAACACAUGUAUGGACUGACAUGGCUAUGGUGACGUUAUUACGUAUACAUUUGAUGUGCCCCUCCCCCGCAAAAAACGGCAGACUAUUUUGUACCGAAAAUUAUAGACAUGGCGUCUCCGUUGGUUAUAUCCUCGAUGACGACCGGUCUGGCCUAGGUAGUGACCCUGCCUGUGACGGUCCUGGAUUCGAAUCCCAGCAAGGGCAUUUAUUUGUGUAAUGAACACAAACCUUUGUUCCUGAGUCAUGUUUUCUAUGUAUAUAAGUAUGUAUGUAUAUCGUCGCCUAGCACCCAUUGUAAGCACACCCAUUUUAAAUUCAAUCUUGACGUGUAAAAGUGCCCUGGUGGCCUAUUUGCUGAAUCAAUGUUGAAGGUUUGAAAUACAAUCAAAAAUUUUGAGUUAAUAUUCUAAUUGGAUUAACCGGAACUCUAUUUUCAACUACCCAUUUAUUUGCGCAGCGUAGCCAACUUUUUUAUCUCAUAUAAUCAUUGAUGAGCUUAAGACAUCCGAAGUAGUACUCGUUAACGUAGUUCCCCAGAGAAAGGGUAAAACCGAAUACAUUGUAAGCUAUCCUCGGCUAUAGAGAAAAAAAUACAUUAGAGUGCUCACUCCAUACAUCAGUGUUAGUACCAGAACGACUAUUAUUUUCGCAGUCGACAUCUAGCAUCGAGUAGCGGAAUUAUUAGUACCUACUGCUACUUGACAAUAGAUGUUCCGACGACCGAAAAGUCUAAUGUUCAAAAAUUUUGAGUUAAUAUUCUAAUUGGAUUAACCGGAACUCUAUUUUCAACUCCUUCUGAAAGCAGAAGCUAAUAUUAAAAGUAAUAUUAGUUGUAAAUUGUUGUUCAAUACAAUUUUUAGGGUUCCGUACCCAAAGGGAAAAACGGGACCCUAUUACUAAGACUUCGCUGUCCGUCCGUCCGUCUGUCACCAGGCUGUAUCUCACGGACCGUGAUAGCUAGACAGUUGAAAUUUUCACAGAUGAUGUAUUUCUGUUGCCGCUAUAACAACAAAUACUAAAAACAGAAUAAAAUAAAGAUUUGAAUGGGGCUCCCAUACAACAAACGUGAUUUUUGACCAAAGUUAAGCAACGUCGGGAGUGGUCAGUACUUGGAUGGGUGACCGUUUUCUUUUUUGCUUUUUUUGUUUUUUUUUUGCAUUAUGGUACGGAACCCUUCGUGCGCGAGUCCGACUCGCACUUGCCCGGCUUUUUAUGAGUCGCGACACUAGAGAUUUCUAGUAUCAAGUAGCGGUACUGAUAAUUCCGCUACUCGAUGCUAGAUGUCGACUGCGAAAAUAAUAGUCGUUUUGUUAUUAAAACUGAUGUAUGGAGAGAGCACUCUAUUGUUACUAUAUUUCUAAACAUUUACUCCUUCAAGAGAACGGGUUAAAAAUAGCCAAGUUUGAGUGAUGGUUAAUUUGAUGUGUAUAAAGUUACAUCCAACGCCAAAACGAUCUUCCCUUACGUUUAAUUUUUAAUGUUAAUUCAAUAUUAACCUCCUAAGACAGGCCCUCUUGCACCAUCCCACUAACCCGGGGUUAAGCUGUUAAACCGUUAACCCAGUGUCAAAUUGUACUGGUAACAAUGGUAACUCCAGGUUUAACCGGUUAACCCCGGGUUAGUGGUACGGUGCAAGUGGGCCUAAAUGUACUGUACAUUUCCUACAAUGUACAUAACCGUGCAAUCUAAUUUGAACAUUUCAUGAAGCGAUUAAAGUAGCAUUUCUUUCGUUUCUUCGCUUUUUAAAACAAACGAAGUUCGUUCCAAUUUACUUAUAGAAUAAGGUUCAAAUUAAUAAUAUGACAACUUUAAGUAUAUGGUGGGUCUUAGGAGGUUAAUUAUACAAAACCCAGGUAUGCUUUAUUCAUAAGG